AUGGUAACACUAAGAUAUUGUGUUAUUUUUGCUGUGUUGUCUCUGGUUUCCACAGAAGAAACUCUUCAAGUGGAAACUAAGCAAGGGACUGUCGAAGGAAGUUUAUCUAACAAUGGAUUGUAUUUUGAAUUCCUUGGUAUCAGAUAUGCAGUUCCUGUUAAAUUUAGGGCUCCUGGAGAUCCACCAACCUUUUCAGGGGUAUACAAAGCUGAUAGCAGAGAAGUACUUUGUCCACAAUUUCCAGCACCGGAUCCAUUAGCUUCGCCUAGUGACAAUGAGGACUGUUUAGUACUAAACAUCUACUUACCAUCACAGUUACAAAAUACCACCCUUCCUGUUAUGGUCUUUCUCCACGGUGGAGGAUUCGGUGUUGGUUCCGGAUCAUCUAUCUUCUACGGCCCACAAUAUCUAAUCAGUCAUGGCGUUAUUGUUGUUACUGUUAAUUACAGAUUAAAUGCUUAUGGAUUCCUUAACUUGGGUAUAAAGGAAGCACCUGGGAAUGCUGGAUUAAAGGAUAUCAGAGCGGCUUUAAGAUGGAUCAAAGAUAAUAUAUCCAAUUUCUUCGGAGAUCCAGAUAAUGUGACUGUUUUCGGCGAAGGGAGUGGUGGUUUGGCAGCUAUUUAUUUGACCAUGUCUGAAUCGACUAAGGGUCUUUUCCAUCGCGUUAUAUCUGAAAGUGGAACACCGUUCGCACCACAGUCUUUCGAUGUUAACCCUUUGAAUACUGCGAUAAAAAUCGCGAAGACUUUAGGUGUUAACACAAAAGAUCCUUAUGAUUUGUAUGAAUUAUACUCAGAAUCGGAAGUUUCUAGAGUUGAAGAGGCUAUUGGAAAACAAAUGAACGCUCAAUCUGUUUUCUUACCAACAGUAGAAGAGGUAUUCGAUGAUGAAGAACCAUUCUUACUUGAUACUCCUUUUAAUAUCCUUGCUACUGGAAAAGUUAUAAACCCAGUUCCAAUUUUAAUUGGUCUAAAUACAGUUGAAGGGUUAACAAGUACAUUGGAUUAUAACACAAUUACCAGUCAAAUGGAUAGAAUAAAGAACGAAGAUUAUUCAGUGUUAGACCAAAGAAGUCUGAAAGUACCUAAAGAAGACAGUUCUGAAUUACGAGACAUAUUAAAAGAGACUUACUUUGUGAACACAACGACUGAUGAAGCAGUACUUGGUGGCAUUAUUAAUCUAAAUACCGACUUUUCUUACGUCGGACCAAUGUCACUUUUUACUAACUUAUAUACUAAUAGUACAGGGUUGCCAGUUUAUGCUUACAUCUUUAAUUAUUUGGGCAAUAGGAAUUUAGGGAGAAUUCUAACGAAUAGUAGCUUAGAAGCGACUGCUAAUAGAGAUGAUCUGUUCUAUAUUUUUGAAUUGGAACGAUUACCAUUGCCUAUGGAUGAAGAGGAUGCAAGAAUGGUCACUUUUAUGACAAUGAUGUGGACUAAUUUUGCUAAAUUUGGAUCACCCACCCCAGAAACAAACAACGGCGAGUGGGUACCUUACCCCCACCACUUGGCGAUUGACUUAGAACCUCAGUAUGUCUCCGAACUUACACCAGAGCGGGCGUAUUUCUGGCGCAGCAUUUAUUAUAAAUACGGCGUUGAGAUACCUACGGAUUAG
Papilio machaon (common yellow swallowtail) is the source of this 1614-nucleotide messenger RNA. RefSeq names its product juvenile hormone esterase. The transcript has 3 exons. NCBI's taxonomy places the organism in Eukaryota, Metazoa, Arthropoda, Insecta, Lepidoptera, Papilionidae. Bases 1 to 1614 code for a protein of 537 amino acids. The record is from RefSeq and is a predicted model, not a curated record.